AUGAAGGAUGGGGGUGAAACAAAAUGGAUCUCCGGAGAAGGUGAAGGAGAAGAUGAAAUUCACACGAUUGUGUUGAAGAAAUCAUUGGAGGAGGUGACACACUCUUUUUUGGUUGAGCGUCUUCUCAGAAAGCUAAAGGUAGAUGAAUCUAAGAUGGAAGCGAGGAUUAGUUACUUUCCAAUGGUGCUGAAUUCGAACAAGUCAUCGUAUAUCUGGAAUGAUGAAGACGUGUUUGGCUAUCUACUGCAAGUAAAUCAUGAAAAGUGUAGAAGUGUUCUACAUGUGGAGUUAAUAUACAAAACAGAUGAAGCAGUGCAACUUUCAAAAGAUGACGAUCAAAAUGAUGUCGGUCUUACCGAUAGAGAAGCUACUGAUAGAGAGGCUACUGAUAGAGAGGCUACUGAUAGAGACGCUACUGAUAGAGAGACUACUGACAGAGAGGCUCAUGAUACAGAGGCUAGUGAAGAAGAUGGUACUGAUGGUGUGCUCACAUUCUACAAUGACGUUGAGAUGCAUGAGAAUUUAACAGGAAGUGAUGAGCAUGUGCUUGGAGAUACAGAAGUAAGACCAUCAGUUGAAGUCAGACCUGUUGUCUAUCAGACUCGGGAUGAUGGUAUGGAUUUGGUUCUAGGUCAAGAAUUUAGAUCUAAGGAGGAAGCACAAAUUCAUAUUCAGACGGCUUCUCAUCAGAAUUGUUUUGAGUAUGAGAUAAUUAAGACGGAUAGAGAGAGAUAUGUGAUAAAGUGCCGAGGUCGGAAAGACGGCUGCAAGUGGUUUGUGCGAGUUGCAAAGCUACAGAACUCAGAUCGUUGGACGGUUAUAAGUUACAUCAAGCAGCAUACGUGUUCUGUUGUUACUACAAGAACACUGCCUAAUAGAAGGAGAGGCUCCCCAGGCAUCAUUGCAGCUAUGUUGGCUCAAGAUUAUCCCGGUAGUUUUGACACACAUGUUCCCACUACUCUGAUCGAUUUGGUUCAUCGCAGGGUUGGUGUGACUGUAUCAUACCCAACAGCAUGGAGAGGAAGAAGACAAGCUGCUAAUGAAGUGCGAGGAAGUCCAGAAGAGAGCUUUUCUUUAUUACACAGUUACAUGUACAUGCUCGAGAAACAGAAUCCUGACACAGUAACUCGUGUGGUAGUGGACGAGGCCAACAAAUUUAAGUAUCUGUUUUUUGCCUUGGAAGCUAGCAUAGAGGGGUUUAGUGCGAUGAGGAAAGUCCUCAUUGUGGAUGCAACACACCUCAAGAAUGUUUAUGGUGGAAAUCUACUUGUUGCGACUGCUCAGGAUCCGGAUCAUCACACCUACCCAAUUGCUUUCGGUGUUGCAGAUGGUGAGAAAAAUGAUAGCUGGAUGUGGUUUAUGGAACAAUUGAAAUCAGUGAUAUCUGAUAUCCCGGGAUUGGUGUUUCUUUCAGAUAGAAACAAAAGCUUGAUCAAUGCAGUAGCUGCAGUGUUCCCUCAGGCCGCUCAUGGGUAUUGUAUAUGGCAUUUGUCUCAAAAUGUCAAAGGCCACGUCCGCAACAACAGAGAUACUUGUGCAUUUAAGUUUAUGGAGUGCGCAGAUGCAUAUACAGAGGCUUAA
Raphanus sativus (radish) is the source of this 1581-nucleotide messenger RNA. RefSeq lists its product as uncharacterized. The record is from RefSeq and is a predicted model, not a curated record. Bases 1 to 1581 code for a protein of 526 amino acids. NCBI's taxonomy places the organism in Eukaryota, Viridiplantae, Streptophyta, Magnoliopsida, Brassicales, Brassicaceae. The transcript has a single exon.